Nannizzia gypsea CBS 118893 is the source of this 933-nucleotide messenger RNA. Its product is annotated as urease accessory protein UreF. Gene Ontology annotation, molecular function: nickel cation binding. The coding region runs from base 1 to 933 and encodes 310 amino acids. The record is from RefSeq and is a predicted model, not a curated record. NCBI's taxonomy places the organism in Eukaryota, Fungi, Ascomycota, Eurotiomycetes, Onygenales, Arthrodermataceae. The transcript has 2 exons.
AUGACAGUUAAGGAAAUCAAGGACAGCCGUCAAGAGGCCUCCAAGGGACCACGACCCUCCUUCAGCGCAUCGAUCCCGAACAUGACGACGAGACGGAAGACAACGGGCAGUGCCGCCGUGAAUAAAACCAAAGUCCCCAGCUUCGAAUCCGUCCCGAUCUCUCACUCUCUCCUACUCCUGUCAGAUUCUGCGCUUCCUCUUGGCUCGUUUGCCUACUCCAGCGGUUUGGAAUCAUAUAUCGCUCACAACAAGCCUCUACCAUCACAUAUAACCCCGACCACAUCAUUUAAUCAGUUUCUUUCGCUCUCUCUUGCGUCCAUUGCAAGUACUACGAUACCCUAUCUCCACAGAGCCCAUAGACACCCCGAGGAGUUGGAAAGAUUGGACAAUGAUCUCGAUGCAUCGACGCCAUGUACUGUCGCAAGAAGAGCGAGUGUUGCUCAAGGACUUGCCCUGUUACAAGUAUGGGAGCGUGCACUGAAACCAUCAGCCAUACAGCGAAUUCAGGAGAGCCAGCACGAUAGCCACCAUCACAUAGUACAGGCAGUGGAGGUAUUGGACCAGUUCUCAGAAUCAUUGAAAUGUGUGGGUGUAGACGAAGAGCAUGAUGAAGUCAACGGCGCUGUUAACGGCCAUUUUGCUCCGUUAUGGGCAGUGGUAUGUCUGGCACUAGACAUUGACCUGGAGCAAGCGGCGUACGUGUUUAUGCUUAACCAUGCCAAGGCGGUUCUCAGCGCAGCUGUGAGAGCAUCUGUCAUGGGUCCUUAUCAAUCUCAAGGUGUGCUUGCGGGCAACGCACUUCAAAAGACCAUUGCUGAGCUGCUACAGAAGGAAUGGUGGACAGAGCCCGAAGAUGCAGGACAGGUUGUCCCUGUUAUGGAUCUCUGGAUGGGAAGACAUGAGUUGCUAUAUAGUAGGAUUUUCAACUCUUGA